AUUUACCUGGAUGACCACUUCAACAUAAAAUCCACGGAGUGUGAAUGUCCAAAGGGAAAAUUCAAAUGCAGUCACGCGCGGCUCUUUUUUAUAAAUGGGAUUCACAACUUAAGCCGCACAGAUAUUGAAUGUCAGUGGAGGAAAAAGACGUCUAAUACCUCCCUGUCUUUACAGGCAGUCGAAGAACUGUUCCCUCUGCCAAAGAAUUAUGUGGCGAUUACUCGAUCUCCCAACACAGAAGAUCGUCAGGCACUAUAUGGAAGCUUAAAGGCAUAUGGGAGGUUCACUGGUCUUUGCUGGCUCAUGUGCCCAGAGCCUGCUCCCCAAAGCCAAAUUGCCUGUGCCAACAAUUGAGGAAAUCAUCUACUCAGAGGAGUUUAUCCAAACAAGAGGUACACAGCAACAAUUGGACUGUUUGGUUCGGAAAGCCAAACUCACAGAAGCAGAUAUCCUGUUAGUCAGUCAGAUAACUGUAGGCCAACGAGACAACCCAACCUGGCAUCUUGCAAGGAGGGGACGGCUUACAGCAAGCAAUUUUGGAUCCGUUCUGCAUGCCAAAAGAGUGACCCCUUCACUUCUCAAACGGCUCCUUGGAGAGUAUGACAUAUCAAGAGUUAAGGCAGUACAAUGGGGGGUAAACAACGAGGCAGAAGCGAUUAAGGCAUUUACCAAUUUAACUGCAAAAACUGUACAGGAAACUGGGUUAUGGCUGGAUGGCUCUGGGAUUCUUGGUGCUUCCCCAGAUGGAAUUGUGGAUGAAGACUCUGUUUUGGAGGUCAAGUGUCCCUACACCGAAAGGAAUAUGACAAUGGAAGAGGCAGUGAAUAUCUCCCCAAUUUCUGCUUGAAAAAAAAAAACUGAAAGUGGUCAGUAUGCUUUAAAGGAAGAACAUGUCUACUGGCAUCAGGUCCAAGGGGAGAUACAUUUUGCUCAAAGGAAGCUUUGCUAUUUUGUUGUGUGGACAUCUAAAGAUGUAGUUGUUUUGAAAAUAGCAAAGGAUGAAGGCUGGAGUGGAAACAUUUCUAAGCUUACUCAGUUUUAUUUUGAACACCUCUUCCCAAAGGUUGUAGAGGGACAAUUAUAG
Messenger RNA from Pocillopora meandrina, 1084 nucleotides. The record is from the annotation of a GenBank genome assembly. Lineage: Eukaryota; Metazoa; Cnidaria; Anthozoa; Scleractinia; Pocilloporidae.